Molecule: messenger RNA, 3595 nt
Organism: Xyrichtys novacula (pearly razorfish)
Lineage: Eukaryota; Metazoa; Chordata; Actinopteri; Labriformes; Labridae
Source: the annotation of a GenBank genome assembly
AUGCCUGGAAGCCAGUACAAGGUGCCAAGCGCCAAAAUUCACCACAGCCGAUACAGCCUGACGGACAGCUCCGAUUACAACCCCGAGGAUGAAGAUGCUGACGGCCAGCUACGCCUCACACCCCUGCAGAAGCUCACCACCGACAUGUGCAAGGAUGAGAAGACCAUCAAGGAGCUGAUCAUAGGCCGCAGGGUGGGCUUCUAUAAAGUCAGAGGGGAGAUCGGCAGCGGGACCUUCUCUAGGGUGAAAAUGGCUUUCAAUGCUCUGACCAAAGGUGGGUGCUCAGACAUCUAGUCUGACUGUCAUGUGGGGUCAAUUUGAGCAACUUUACCCCAUUCACAAAAAUGGAGGGAUGCAUAUAACCUUAAAACUGGCUGAAGUAUAUGCAGCUGUACACGGUCAUACAUAGUUCAACUGGAUUUUAUACAUUUAAAAAAAAAUAAUAAUGCAAAGGCUAUACACUUCCAUGAGCUGAGAUUUGCAUCAAUCUUUAACUGAAUCUUUGCAAAAAAGCUCAACCCUGAAGAAGAACCAACUCUGAAAAGUCUAAAACCUGCUUUUUUUCCCUAAAUGAUGCCCUUUGAUUGGUCAGACCUAUUGGCCAAACCCUCCCUCCACUGCGUCUGUAUCUGACUUAAUUUACCAGGGUGCUGAUGAUCUGGCAAAACACAAAUAGAAAAUUUCAGAAUAAAUUUUGUCCAAAAACUGCCCAAACCUCAGUUCGACUCUGCAAAACAGUACACCUAACAGAUGCUUUGGAAAACUCUACUUCUUACGAAAGCUGUUUCUAAAAAGUAAACGUUAAUCUUCUUGCUCUUGUUUUCUGGAAGAAGUUAAGGCCUAAAAUGUCUACAGUUUGCAACUAAGAAGUAUGUUUCAUAAUUAAUCCUCAGAUAAUAAUAGGACGGCCAGAGACAAAGUCUAGUGACUGAUGACUCAACAUUAUAUCAGUGUCUGUACAUCACUUCUACAUCCGUGUAUCUGCACUAAUUGGACCCCAAUAAUUGGUGAUGUGUGAUUGAUAACUGGACAUCCAGUCUUUUGUCUUAUGCAUCUCCAUCGUUCUUCUUUUUAGACAAAGUGGCCAUAAAGGUCCUGGACAAAACCAGGUUGGACCAUCAGGCCCAGCGUCUGCUGUCCAGGGAGAUCAGCAGCAUGGAGUCUCUCCAGCAUCCCAACGUGGUGCGUUUGUACGAAGUGGUGGACACGCCAAGCCGCCUCUAUCUGGUGCUUGAAUACGCCGGGGGAGGAGACCUCCACAACAGGAUCUGCACUGAGGGGAAACUGUCCGACAACACCAGCAAGAUCACCUUCGCCCAAGUCUUAUCAGCCAUUAAAUUUAUGGUCAGUCACAAAAUUUAUCUUCCUGUCGUGUCAUUUUAUUUUCCGUUUGUUGUUUUUUAGUCGCACAGUUUUGAGGAACUUCAGAAAUCACUUUUUAAAAGUACAGUGAAGGAGAUGAAAUAUUUUCCUUCAAGCUACCAAGCCGUCAAAAGGCAGUGUCACAACUUUUCACAACAGAUGUCAGUAAAGGUAGCUGUAAAGUGUCUGUAAAGUAAGGUAGCCGAAUAUUCGUGACAACCAGUUGACGUGGCGUGAAGAGCAGGGAGGAGGUAGCUGCAUGCUUUUUACAACGGUUGACAUUUUGACGUCAGUAUGAAUCUCCUCAUAAUCAAAUUAAGGCUUGAUUCCACCAAGCUUCUUCGUGACAGUGUAAAUAGUAGUGACUGUAAAGGAGCCAACAGCAGGUCAGCAGGGGUUUGUAGGGUGUGAGUCAGCGGUGACCGAGUUUGAAGACAAUCUGAUCAAAUGAGGUCAUUAAGACGGGAGUUUCCUUUUUUUAUUUCAUGUUUUCAGCCUCUUUGAAGUAUUAGAUGAUAAAGGCAUCGACUGAAGCAUUUUUGCUUUACUUGGCAGUUCAGAUUGGACACUAAUGAAGCCAUUGUCAAGGUCGUAAAAAGUACUAAAAAUAACUGUAAUUACUUUUUUGUGGAUUUGUUUGCCCACAUGAUAAAAACAACAUUUACAACAGCUUUUUGGAUACAUGUUCUGUAACCAUGAACAAAAGAGGAAGGAGGAUCAAAUGAGAUUGUGGAAAUUUAAAUUUAUUCCCUGAAACUUGAAGUUUUGAAGAUGUUUAUUGAGUUGGUUGAAUCUUGUGAGUAGUAGGGUAUUUUUCUCAUCUCACCAGUAUCUUUACAAUACAACCUGACUUAUAAUAAUUGAAGACUCACCCUGACUAUUACAAAGAAUACAGGUUUAAGCCUCUGCUCUAUGAGCUUUGUUACUGAGCAGGUUAAGUCUACUUCUGCUAUACAGUCUGCCAAACAAGGUGCCAGAGGAAGUUCUGCCUAACUCAACAGGAUUUUUUCAUUUUUUAUAUUUUGACAAGGAAUCAAAAUCAGCCUUUUCCAUACCAGACUUAUUACUGUCAUUGGUUUGCAGAGAAACUAUUAAUAGAUAGUAUAUUUUGUAUAUUCUGUAUAUUUUUUUAGACGGAAUUUAGACAUUGCACUUUAACCCAUUAUUCAAUAACUAUUUAUUUAAAAAAGCAACUGUGAGUUGCAUAACUGAUCUCAAAGUACUUAACCAAAAUAAUUAUGAUAGCGGUUCAGCAAUAUACAGUGUAGUAAAGAUAUAGCCCAGAUUUAGACUCGGUCUAAAUGUAGACGUCUAAAAAAACUUUAACAUUUAGACUUGUGGUAGCCUGAUUUUAGACCAGUCGUCUAGGCUACAUUUAGACGUCUAUAAGACCUCUUUCAGACCAAAAAAUGCUUAGUAGGAUAAAAAGUGAAUCUGCUAACGAUGGCAUGUAUGAUUUUCUUCUGUGCAGCACAACAUCAACAUCAUCCAUCGGGACCUGAAGGCCGAGAACGUUCUCUUCACCUGCAGCGGCUGUGUGAAGGUGGCCGACUUUGGAUUCAGCACAAAGGUUUCAAACCGCAACGACACCCUGGACACCUUCUGUGGCUCCCCUCCAUACGCUGCCCCUGAGCUUUUCAAGGACGAGUACUACGUGGGUCCACCAGUGGAUGUGUGGGCGAUGGGGGUCCUGCUUUUCUUCAUGGUGACCGGCACCAUGCCAUUUCGUGCUGAGACCAUGGGGAAGCUGCGGCGCUGCAUCAUCGAUGGCGCCUUCACCGUCCCUCCUUGGGUGCCAGGCCCCUGCCAGCGGCUCAUCAAGGGCAUCUUGAAGCCGGUCCCUGCCGAGCGCUACGCCAUUGACCAGAUGCUAGGCUGCGAUUGGCUCUUACCAGUGGAGUUUCCCUGGUCACUAGUGCCUCCUGAGCCGGUGAGCCCUCUACAGAGCCUGCUGGACUUUGAUCGAAGCGACCUGGAGGAGGAGGUGGAGGAGGAGGUCAGGGGCAUGCUUGAGGAGCUGGGCUUCACUUCAGAGCACAUUCAGAACAACCCGCUCAAGGAGAGCCGCAGCCCGGUCACAGGGGUUUACCGAAUCCUGCUGCACCGGGCACAGAUCAGGAGGGGGUGCGACACUCCCCCAGUGGUCCGGGGGAUGGUCAGGGAUCCUAAGAGGGAGGGGCUUAGAGCAUACAGGGGGCUCAGGCACACCUCUAAAUUCUGUGUGCUUUCAUAA